This is a messenger RNA of Nicotiana attenuata, 1427 nucleotides long. Its product is annotated as probable mitochondrial import inner membrane translocase subunit TIM21. The transcript is spliced from 8 exons. The record is from RefSeq and is a predicted model, not a curated record. NCBI's taxonomy places the organism in Eukaryota, Viridiplantae, Streptophyta, Magnoliopsida, Solanales, Solanaceae. Gene Ontology annotation, cellular component: TIM23 mitochondrial import inner membrane translocase complex. Gene Ontology annotation, biological process: protein import into mitochondrial matrix. The coding region runs from base 210 to 1136 and encodes 308 amino acids.
GUGACUUGUAACCCAAACCCAAACAGACCAAAACCCCAGUUCGGGUUCUCUUAGAGGGUUUUAGGGUCACUACCAAAUCAAUAUUCGAUUUCUUCCCUUCACUUGCUUCGCCGUGUUCAAUAUUUUGAUCCACCCUUUAUCCUAUAUAUGUGCGUUUAGUUCAUCAAUUUAGUCGUAGUAGAAACCAUUAAAAACCUUAGAUUUCAAAGAUGCAGCAUGUGAGGAGAAGCGGGGUUUCUUUGAAAACUAGGUGGUGGUCUAAUGUUGUAAAAUCAAGCAACAAGUUUGAUUCUUUGUUGGAAUAUAUGCCUUCUAGAAGCUUAUCUGAUUUGGGUAUAAGUCGUUUCUCGUCUAUGGCUGCUGAAACUGCUGCUUUCAAUGUUUCUGUCAAAAGGGAACUGGUAAGAUCAGGUUGUGCAAGGAGACAUGCUUCUUAUCCUGCUGCGAAGGUUAUCGAUGAACCUGCUGGACUUCCUGUUCUAUACAGAAACCGAAGGAGUACACAAUGCUUAAUGACCUUUAGAUCGUCGUUUCAGCUUGUCAAUACCGCUGGCGUAAAUCCUGAAUCAUCUUGCUUUGCUAGAUCAUUUGCAUCAAAGGCUUCUGGGUCGACACAAAAGCAAUCAGAGGCUCGAAAGGAUGUAUCUACUGUUGAGGAUCCCUUUGAUGCUCCUACCUACAAUAUUCCAGAGAAGCCCGUGACAUUUACUGAGGGAGCUUCUUAUAGCCUUGUCAUUCUUGCCGGACUUGCAGUUGCUGCUGGUGCAGCAUAUGGAGUUUUUAAGGAACUCAUUUUUCAGCCAAAAGAGUACAAAAUUUUUGAUAAAGCUCUCAAGAGGAUUCAAAAUGAUGGUCAAGUUAGUGUAAGAAUUGGAUCCCCUGUAACAGGCUAUGGAUCAGAAAGUAGAAAUCGUGCUGCACGCCAACGCAUCCCCAAUAGGAUAUGGACUGAUGAAGACGGAGUUGAGCAUGUUGAGGUCAAUUUUUAUAUCCGAGGACCACAUGGAGCUGGCAAGGUUUAUACCGAGAUGUUUCAGGACAAGGUGGAUAGGCAGUGGAAGUUCACAUACUUGAUUGUUGAGAUCAAAUCACCGUCCCCAGCUCAGUUGAUGCUCGAGUCGUAUGUACCUGCCUGAAUAUCCACAUAAGUAUGCAGUGCAUGUUUUCAUAAACUCCUAGAUGCGGUUGAUAAUGCUCCAAAUUCUUUUCAACUCGCGUGAGAGCUCUCAAGAUGACACAUCUGAUUUCAAGUUCUUUUGGUUGAACCAUGGACUGAUAAUAGUUAGCUUUGCUAAGAAAAUUUAGAAAGUUUACUUUUUGUGCAUCAUAAGGAAGUUGCAAGAAAAGCUAUUAAUUUAUUUCCCAUGGAAGACUUUCUUGCAGUUCAAAUCCGAAGAAAUUUUGAAAUGAAGUGAUUUUCCUCUCUC